CCUUCCUAAGCACACACUUCUCUACCUAUUUCCUUAUCUCUUUUCUAACCCAUUCUUAGCUUGGUUUCAAGGUAUUUAGCUAUGGCUGCUCAAGGAAAGAUUGAAGUGGACUUGGAGGUUAGCAUUGGUGCUGACAAGUUCUGGAAUAGCAUCAGGGACUCCACCACCCUCUUCCCCAAGGCUUUCCCUGAUGUCUACAAGAGUAUUGAGGUUCUUGAAGGCGAUGGAAAGGCCGUUGGCUCAAUCCGCUUGAUCAAAUAUGUUGAUGGAGCUCCACUGGUCACAUUCUCAAAGGAGAAGAUAGACACAGUAGAUGAUGAGAAGAAGACAGUGAGCUACCAUGUGAUUGAGGGUGACAUCCUGAAAUACUACAAGGAUUUCAAGGCUUACCUGUCUGUGACUCCAAAGGGAGACGGGAGCCUGGUGAAGUGGGGGUGUGAAUUCGAGAAGGCUAGUGCCGAGGUUCCUGAUCCCCACCUCAUCAAGGAUGCCGCCGUUAAGACAUUCAAGGAUCUCGAAGCCUUUCUCAAGGCAUAAAAUGCUCUACUUUCAACUGUUCUUGAUGGAAUCACCUUCAGGUCUGUCUGGGUCACUAGAAAUGUUGUGUGUUUAUUUCGAUGAAUGGUUAUGAAUAAGGCCAGUUAUGGUCUCAUUUGAGUUCAGAAAUGUGAGUCAUGAUAUUGUAUGUCUGAAAUACCAGCAGUAAAUGAUCUACUUAUUGCAAAUAA
Messenger RNA from Ipomoea nil (Japanese morning glory), 728 nucleotides. Its product is annotated as MLP-like protein 423. Gene Ontology annotation, biological process: abscisic acid-activated signaling pathway; defense response. Gene Ontology annotation, molecular function: protein phosphatase inhibitor activity; signaling receptor activity; abscisic acid binding. Lineage: Eukaryota; Viridiplantae; Streptophyta; Magnoliopsida; Solanales; Convolvulaceae. The record is from RefSeq and is a predicted model, not a curated record. The coding region runs from base 82 to 537 and encodes 151 amino acids. The transcript has 2 exons.